UAUAAAAUUGUGUUAAAACAGAAAAUCAAAGUUCUUGUCAGUCCUCAUCUUAUGAAAUAAUAAUGUCUCGACAAAUUCCGCUAGCUUUACUAUUUUUUGUUUUUGCUGUCGCGGAGGCCGUGUUGGAAGUUCCACCCGUAAAUUCGCCACAAUUCGCGAUACUUUGUCGCACUCCGUUCGAAUCGUUGGAAGAAUUUCUCGGAUUUACGGCUAACGGAAUAUGCGACUUUGACUGCAGGUGUACCCAUGGGGCUAACGUGAGAGGGGGCCGAUGCGGCGUCCCGGUCGGAAGGAAGGAGGCGUUUUGCAUUUGCGAUUAUGGGAGAGAUGAAGCCCGAGAGAACUUGUUGAACAUACCGUGUCCAGGAAUACCAAAUGUGAUCGGAAACUUUGGCGAAAUUCCGGUCCUUGGUGCCCUAAAUUUUGUGGUUCAGCCACUUUUUGGCGAACUUUGCGACGCGGAUUGUCAAUGUUCCCACGGUUAUGGGGACGACACGGUGAACGAGUUGUCGGUCAAUAAUGGGGAAGUGGGGAAUACGAGGACGUUCUGUAUUUGUGGGGAUGCCACGACCCUGCAGGCGAAAACGGUGUAAUGCGGCUGCUACGUUUUAAUUAAAUACAGUAUUUAAAUUUUAAAUAAAUUUAAGAAAAAGAUAUUAAUUUUUGAAAAAAUAAUCAAGUCGUGUACUUACACUUAAUCAGAUUAAAAUUGCCGAAACCCAAUUAGUGAAUGUUUUCAGUAUGUAAAAUAAAAUUUAUAAUUGAUGACAGCGCAGCAUA
This is a messenger RNA of Folsomia candida, 780 nucleotides long. RefSeq lists its product as uncharacterized. The record is from RefSeq and is a predicted model, not a curated record. NCBI's taxonomy places the organism in Eukaryota, Metazoa, Arthropoda, Collembola, Entomobryomorpha, Isotomidae. Bases 63 to 593 code for a protein of 176 amino acids. The transcript has 3 exons.